Molecule: messenger RNA, 1138 nt
Organism: Anopheles maculipalpis
Lineage: Eukaryota; Metazoa; Arthropoda; Insecta; Diptera; Culicidae
Gene: nac
Product: GDP-fucose transporter 1
Exons: 2
Coding region: 1-1002 (333 amino acids)
Biological process (GO): GDP-fucose import into Golgi lumen; protein O-linked glycosylation via fucose
Cellular component (GO): Golgi apparatus
Molecular function (GO): antiporter activity
Source: RefSeq, a predicted model, not a curated record
AUGUAUCAACCAUUGGAAAAGGAAAAUCUGUUCACCAAAUACAUUCGGAUAGGAGUUGUUGUAGCGGCCUAUUGGAUCAUAUCUAUUCUGACGGUAUUUGUGAACAAAGCACUGUUGAGCGGGUUAAAGCUCGAUGCGCCGCUUUUCGUGACGUGGUUUCAAGUGCUCACUUCCUCGUCAAUAUGUUUCACGAUGAGCAUGCUUAGCAAACGCUAUCCACGCACCGUCACCUUUCCCAAUGGUAAUCCGUUCGAUCGGGAUACGUUCCGCAAAGUGAUCCCUCUCUCGAUUCUGUUCACGGCAAUGAUAGCGACGAACAAUCUGUGCCUCAAGUACGUCGGUGUUGCCUUCUACUACGUCGGGCGUUCGUUGACGACCGUUUUCAAUGUACUGUUGACGUACGUUUUGCUGGGACAGAAAACAAGCACCAAAGCGAGCCUGUGCUGCGUGUUGAUCGUGGCCGGAUUUUGGAUCGGUGUCGAUCAGGAAAGUUUGACCGAGUCAUUCUCGCUGAUCGGUACGAUAUUCGGAGUGCUCGGAUCGCUGAGCCUUUCGCUGUACUCGAUCUACACUAAACGUACGCUGCAGCACGUGAACCAGGAAGUUUGGUUGCUAAGCUACUACAACAAUGUCUACUCAGCGGUACUUUUCAUUCCCCUUAUGAUCAUCAACGGAGAGGUGCAGCAAGUGUUGAACUACGAACACUUGGCUGAACUGUGGUUUUGGGGUGUCAUGACUAUUGGAGGCGUUUGUGGGUUUGCCAUCGGGUUCGUUACAACGCUACAGAUUAAGGUUACCUCGCCGCUCACACAUAAUAUUUCCGGUACGGCUAAAGCGUGCGCUCAAACAAUUAUAGCAACAUCCUGGUAUCAGGAAACCAAGUCAUUCCUCUGGUGGACGUCGAACGUGGUGGUCCUGCUUGGAUCGGCUUUUUAUACACGCGUCAAACAGGUCGAAAUGGACCAGACGCAUCGCGAACAAAUGAAUAGUCAGAAGGUGUGAGUAACAGUUUUUUAGUUUUAUGUCUUAUCUCCUUAAACAAAAGUACACACAGGUAUGACUUUUUGAACAAAAGGUAUCUUAAAAAUAAAACCAUUAACAUAGUGCACUUUCAAGCGAACGGCGGCUCUUUUAGAGU